Molecule: messenger RNA, 2088 nt
Organism: Xenopus tropicalis (tropical clawed frog)
Lineage: Eukaryota; Metazoa; Chordata; Amphibia; Anura; Pipidae
Gene: smim32
Product: small integral membrane protein 32
Exons: 2
Coding region: 943-1272 (109 amino acids)
Source: RefSeq, a predicted model, not a curated record
AGGUGCGAAGGAACUGGAGAUUUAGAAAUGCCUGGCAGCCAGCCAGACCUUAAUGGCAGUUUGAAAGCAAUUUGAUGAAAUAAAAUUAACAUGCUAAUUGCCAAUCUCUAGAUGGAGCCGGAGGAAAAUUUAGAAAGGGAGAAUUUUUUUUAUUCACCUAUGCAAACUCAGAUGAAGGUAUCCCUCCUACAUGUGCCUGGGACAGAGGGCAGUUAUUAUUAAACAAUACCUUCAUUUCAUGUUACAUGUCAGGGCACUGUCAAAUAUCACAGUGUCCAGGAAGAUUUAGCACCACCGUGCAGAAUAUCCCCUGCCACUGCAAAUGAGAUUGUGCCGGAGUUUCAGCUGGAAGGAACCAAGUCACAUGUUUUUAUGUACAGUAUCUGCCCAGUCUCAGCAAUCAGCUUUGCUGCUGCUGUCGGUGGGAGAUCACUGCUGCUCCUAUCCACAAAGCUCCUGGCUGAUAGAAAGAACUUUGGUGCUCAGCACAAACUGGCAUUCAAGGGAACACAACCAGGAUCUGAUACAAUGGAUUAUUGCCAAGCAGAACUGCUGAGGGCAAAGAUCUGUAUUUGAGGGAGCUGGAUCCCAUGGAAGGAACAUGUUUUUAAUGAAUCUCUAAGGAUAUGAAAUUGAAUUGGAACAGGGAUGUGAUUUCAUUGUGGCUCUCCUGAUAAAGCUACCUUCUCUCGCCCUUGGAACCCAUUGUAUGACAGACUAGAUACGGUUUUUUUUCUCUUAAUUUGCCCAUCAUUUAAAGCAAUCAUUGUUUAUAUCUAUCUCAGUCUGCUUCUAUAUCUGCCUGGAAUGGAUUCAGGAUACAUGUUGCUCAACAAGUUACUGCAAGUGAAGCUGAGGACACACAGAUCUAUGGAAGGACCUGCUGCUAAAGGGGUGACAGUUGGGGGGUCUUGGCUACCACGCUGAGAGGAGAAGCCUAACAUGAUCAUGUAUGGUGAUUUGCUUUUAAACUCAAGCAGUGCCACCGAAGCUGAGCUGAUGAUUCAGACGAAUACUCCUUACCUCACCAGCACACACAGACCUGUCAGCUCCUCGGCACUCUACUUGUCUACAGCCAGGGUGCUGAAGGAGGGGGAGAUAAACAAACCUGACCUUAUGACUUACAUUAUCCUCUUUGUUCUCCUCUUCUUGACUGUGGCACUAAUUGUGCUCUUCAUAAACUGCCAACUGAGGAAUUCAUUCUUUGCCGGUCUGCCCUAUGAUAGAUCCCUGAGAGAAUCCAGAAGCCCUUGGAAAACACAAUCUGUCUGAGCCAAAUACAUGGACUACUGUAACAAGGGCAGCUGAAAUGUUCCUUCUUAAGUGCGUGUUAUACUGGCAUAGCAAACAUGGGAAAGGAAUAGCUCAUAUAGGUGUAGUGUAGUGCCAUUAGGUGACUGCUAUGUACAGUUCUAUAUGCCAUACAGCUAUGGGAUUACAGUAGAUGGAUGGAUACCAAAGGAUGUCCUAUAUAAUCUCUAACCGUGGAAUGAGAUGAAUGUAUCUAGAAUGGGUGCUACAAUAAGUUUAAGUAGAAACAAAAAUAAACAGAUAUAUUUCUAUCUACAGGUUAUAAGAGAAAGAAUAGUUUAUCCUCACCUAAUAUGUUAGAAAUGUAUUUACUAUGCUUCCAGGAAGUUCUUUUCCAUGUAUGGGAUAAUGUUAACAAGUACCUUAUAAACUGCAGGGGGGAACAGUAGAAAUGUAAGUAUUGUCCACUGGAUUUGUCCUUUUUUCAUUCUGAUUGCUUACAGUCCAAAAACCGUCAUUUGUACUCAGAAUAAAAUACUGAGUUCCCCAUGGCUUGGUCUAGAAGGGAAAAAGCAUUACAUUUACAAAUCUCACUUAAAAUCUUCUAGGAAAGUGGGUUCAGUUUACUUGGAAAAUCAUCCGAAGCCAUUAGAAUCAAUUGACUAAGAGCGAUUCUGUAAGACUAUACGGAUGUGGCAGGGCUGCCAAUGACUAUGAAGAGGACAGGCUGGUGUUCUGGGAUUCACCCUUUGUUACUGCUUGCCUCAUUCCAUCUCCUCUUGUAACUGUGUCAGGAUGCAAUAAAAUCUUCAAAUAAAACCAGGUACUUUGAGUAUA